GUCGAUUAAUUGUGAUUUCUUACUGAUGUAAUUAUUAACAAAUAAAAAAAUCAGUUCAAAAUGCAACGAUUUUUCAAGUUGGAAACUUAUGUUGGAAAAUUGCUUAUGAGUUAUCUCAACAAAUAUGUAAAACUGCGUGAAGAUCAAUUCGCAAUGUCUAUAUGGGAUGGUGAUCUUAUAUUAACCCAGUUAGAUUUACGAUUAGAUUUUCUGGAGGAUAUUAUUCCUUUUCCAGUCAAUUUUCGUUCUGGUCGUGUACAUGAAUUACGAAUUCAUGUACCAUGGACUAAGCUGAAUUCUGAAUGCAUUGUUAUCUCAUUGCAUACUGUGGAAUGUAUUUUCGGUUUGAAAAAACGUGACGUCAAAAGAAACAAUCAAAAUAAUCAACUUCCAAGUAAUUUUGCCGAUCUCUGUACAUAUAAAAGUCAAUCUAUGCCAACAAAUGUUCCACCUGGUUAUUUAGAGGUUUAUAUCCAUCGACUUCUUUCUAGUAUUCAUUUUGUUGUUCACAAUUUAAACUUAAAAUUCAUCGAAGAAGACAUUGUUUUGUCGGUUAGUGUGAACAAAGCUGAUUCCUUUGUAACUGAUUCUAACGGCAAUCCUAUUUUCGCUGAUAUAAAUCCUCGUUCUACCUAUGCAAUUCAUCGUCAUGUGCAGUUUUUUGACCUCACUGUAUGUCUUGAUCGUGCUGGACCCAAUGGUUACGUUGAAGUUUAUGAAGAUCCUAUAGCCUACCGAUUCAGUAUGUCAUGUUUCCUCCAAGUUGUUUGUAUACCAAAUGCUAAAUCAUCAUUAAUUAACCAAACAGUGCUGACUAAUUUGAAAAUACAUUGUCAAACGUUUGUUGCGCAUAUCAGUCCAGCUCAGAUUCCUUUACUAUGCAGACUUAUACAAGUUCUUCUGAGUGUAAGCACAGAGACAUUUGACUGGUCUAUCUUAGACUCUAGUUCAAGUGACAAUACAAAGAGUGAAACAGGUAGUUCAGAUAAUUCCUGUACACAAAUUGGUGAAUUAAACAAUGAAACUGACAAAUCAGAUACAGAGACACAAUCUUGGGCAUCAUGGGUUUGGUCGUUUGUUCCCACCAUUCUCCCAAUGAAUGAAGAUUCGGAUGAAUCAGAUAAUGAGCCUACAGAUAACUACACAAAAGAACCUCAAGCAGAUACUGAGUGUUUAAAACAACUCAUACAGUGUAUCUUAGAGGAUACAUAUGAACAAGAAGUUGCCACACAGUUAUCAGUUCAUGAUCCCAGUUAUGAUGAGGCAUCGAGUCCUUCAAAUGUUCAUUAUACACCUGGUCUAAGUGAUUCACGUUCUUCUGAGGAGCUUGGUGAUAAUACAUCACAACCGAGAAUUCAUAGGCCAAGUAAAGAGGAGUAUUCGCAAACAAGACGUCGAAAAAUUAGACGUCUUCGUCGUUCUGCUUCAAUGGUUCCUGUCUUCAUCAUUGGAAUUUAUUUCGAUAAAUUUGAUUUAAAUAUUUCUCUGCCAAGUCCUAGAGGUUUCUCCUGUCCAUCUUCAAAUUCAGGUAUUCGAUCACGUCGUAGCAAACGUCAAUUUCAUCAUUCUAUGCCAGCAAUAAAGUUUGAGUUAACUGACAUUGCCUUCCAAACAACCUUACGUGAUGUCUAUUUUCGUCUUGUUCAACUUGGAAUUCGUGGAUUUCAUUGUUAUCCUGUAGGAUGUGUUUGUUGCUGUGGACAGUCGGAGUAUGCAAACAAUUCACAGCGUGAUACUGUUCAUAUUUCAGCAGUUGACAGUCUCAGUUCCGGUAGUGCAAAUGUAUCAAAAUGUCCUGUAUCGAAGGCCUGUACCUAUGAUGAUAAUCCUGAUAGAAUCCAACCCAGUUUCAUAUCACUUGGAUGUUAUCCGAUAAAUUCCAAUUCGUCGUCUUCAUCGCCGUCAUCAUCGGAAUCUUUUCUUCAUCCACGGGAAAUAUUUUAUUCAGCUGUUUCAUCACAACAACAUUCUUAUAGUGGUGGAAGUGAUAAUACUUUACAUACCAACGAUAAAUUAUCUGAAUUUCAAUAUUCACCUAUUUUAACGCUAAGUGAUUAUAGCAAACAUUUAAAAGAUAAAGAUGUACGCAGGCAUUAUCCAGGCAUUUGGUUUGAUUCAGUAUGCUCGCUUAGUUUGGAUGAUUCACAUGUUACACCUUCAGAUAUUCCAUCUGUUCGUCAACAUCAAGUGAACGGUGUACGAGAGUAUAUUUAUAACCGUUGUCUACUUGGUUCGUAUUCAGUAGAAGUAUCACCGAGUUUAAUUCAUCGUUUGGGAGGUUUAGUAAAUGCCUAUAAAAUUUCUCAUCCAUAUCCUCCAUGUUCAAUUACAGAAGAAGAUAUCAAUUCUGCAUCUACACCGAAUGAAAUGUCUUUAUCACGUUAUUCACAGCAUAUUCCAAUGUGUAAUAUACAAUUGGAUAUAAGCGCUGGGACAAUAUCUGUAAAUACUUCUCAUAAUUUUAACAGAAAUAACUUAUCUCCUCAGCUACAAAUUCACUUAGAGAAUAUAUCCUUAUUCAGUCGGUCACCUGUAUACCCGUAUGAUAUUGUUCAGCUUAUUACGCGUUUAAACAUCCCACCGUAUUUAUUUAAACGUAGUUAUGAAUUUAUCCAAUUGGAGUUAUGUAAUCCAACUAAACGCGUCGAUGAUUGGUUACAAGAUAUACACUCAGAUGUAUUGAAUAUGUCAAGUAAUAAUAAAGAAUGGAAUAAACAGUUAAUAGCUUAUUGUUAUAACCGGACAAUUAUCCAAUUCACUGGAAUAUCUGUUGAUCUAGUCAGGAAUGCUCAUGUGAGCCACCAGUCUUCCACAAAUGCACAAGUCACCUCCACUACUACUACUACUACUACUGCCACAACUGCCAAUAAAUCUAACGAUAAUGUGACGAUUUUUAAAUUGUCUAGUCUUGAGUGUAUAUUUUGGUCAUUGAAUUGUCCCCAGCUAUGGAGUUCACCAUCUCUAAGUCACUUGGAGUAUCGACUGACACUGGCUAACACAAUGGAAAUGUACUUUUCUUUACAAAGUAUUAAUUACUUAUCAUAUAUUUUGGGUGAAUUGUUCCAUCAACUGUUUCAUUUAAAAGCUUAUUGUUAUUCUGAGGAUAUGUGGCUUUCUUUACCUCCAGUUUAUGAAUAUCAGCCAGAAAAUGAUUCUCAUUCAGCUGCUAAAACCUCAUGGAUAUGGUGUACAAAAAUUCAUGGAAUUUCUAGAUUUCGUUUAUGUCUUACAAAAUGUGUGUCUAUUGCACAAAUUAGUCUGGAAACAAAUUUAUUGAUGUACUUGAAUUGUUUAAAUGAAAAGAGGAGAAUAUGUCCAAUUCUGGAAAGAAGCGGUGACAAGUCAACUGAGCAUAAAACUUCAAUGAAACCAUUGUUUUGUUUAGCUGUUCAAAUUCCAUACUUACAUGAUUUAUCGUCUACUGCGCCUAUCGUUUGUCAUGCAUAUUUAAACAAAAUUGAUUGUUUAAUUACACGAGAAUUAUUUGAAUGGUUUUCGUAUUUAACUCCACCAAAUACGAAUUGUGAAAUACAAUCGUAUCAUCAUGAGUGUAAUGAAUGUGUGAAUAAUUCAAUUGAUGAAUCAUUCAUUGGGAUGAAAACAUCAGAUUUUACAAAAAAAAAGCAUCAGUUAAAUACUCGUUCACAAAGUGGUUCUGAUGAUAUCAGCUCUAAAGAGUUAAUCAAAGCCAAUAUUAUUGCUUCUUCGUUUUCUGCAUACUCUGUCAUUUCACCAGCCUACUCAUUCGCUAUCGGGAAUAUGGCUCAAUGGAAAGAAGUUUGGAAACGUUUAGUUUAUUGUGAAAAGAUUUUACAGAAUGCUAAAAUUCAGAUUCUUACCAAACACCUAAAGAUAUGUACAUUAGUGUGUCAAUGUCCAACAACAUUUUCCUCCUUUGCUGAUAGUAUAAAUCAUCAAUAUCUUGAAGAGUUAUUAAAACAAUUUGAAGAUAUUUCUAUGCUGUUCAAUUUUCCUCAAUUGUAUGCAUCAAAUUAUAAUUGUAAUACAGAAGAUCUGACUAACAAGGACCAAGAUGGUGAUGAUAUUGUUCUGAGUAAUUGUUUAUGGUCAUGUGGAUUGUUUGAAUUGCCUAUGCUGAUAAUGCUGAAACACGAGAGCAAUACUACACCACAAUCGACCGCUAUUCACUGGAGUAUAUCAGCUAGUCAGGCAUAUUUACUAAUGGAGAAUAGUUUAAUAUUUGCUGGUCAAAUGUCACUCAGCUUAGAUUUGAAUCAUGAGAAAGUAAAUGAUCUUAGUCUAGUGUCUACUUCUAAUCAAAUGACGCCCGGUGAUAAGACUAAUUCAAUGUCUAUAAAUGUACGAGUUAAUAUUGAAUUGGAUACUGGUCAUCAAUCGAGUUAUUUAUCAAAUGAAAAUUAUAGAGGUGUGGAUUUUAAAGUUUUAAAUCAUAUGGUCAAUGUGGUCAGAUUUUCUUAUGACAAUUUAUCCAGUGUUGUUAUUCCCAAGCUUUUGGAUUUUUCAACGACAGUGUAUAAAAACACUACUUCUACUAGACUCUUAUCAAGAACAUCUUACAGUAGGAAUUCAAAUCCAAGUUGUAAUAGCAAAUUAUUGCCCAUAACUGCUGCUCAUUCACCUCCGUAUACUUCUUCAUUGAAUAGUAUCUCUAUUCUAGAAGAGUCAUCUACUGAUAUACCAACUAUUGUGUAUAAAUCUCUAUUAACUCAUCCACACGGGAAAAUGAAAGCUACUCGAACCACAAUGAAUUAUCCAUCACCUCAAAUGAGUAGUUGUUGUUAUUCAACUAAGCUAAAAUAUUCAGAAAAUGACGAAUUGUCAACAUCAAUUCCACCGUUUAGUAUUACUCUACACGUUCAGUGUAGUCUGUCUAGUGUUAAUGGUGAAAUCAACUUGUCACAUUCCACUCCGAUGAAUAAUGAUCAACCUGUUUUACUGCAUUGGUCUAUUGACAAUGUACAGCUGAUACUUGAAAUACAAAAAGAAUGUUGUUCAAUUGAUUUUCGAGUCGGUGCAUUCUCAGCUUUUAUACAAAAAUCAACAGAAAUGAAGAUCCCGCUAUUUACUUUAUUGGAAAAAGACAUUCAACCGCUUCAACUUCUUCAACCUCACAUCAAUUUAACGUAUAACUCUAACAAUGAAGACGACGGUGGUAUUCAUCCUAAAGUCCAGUCGAAUGACUAUGCUAAAUCUUCAUGGUUUGAAGAAAACUAUAUCCCCCUGAUCCCUUUAAAUGCUCGUAAACGUCACUGGUUGAAUUCAACUCGCCAGCGACAUGAAGACAAAUCAAAUAUUGGACAAUACUUUCUUCGUAUAGUAAUGACACGCACCUGUUCGAAGUUUAAUAGUACAUCGGAUUACUAUUCUGCAUCUCAAUCAGAUUUAUCUGUAAUGCUUGAUAACAACACCUCGUGUAGAGUAUACACUAUGCACCCGGAGAAUCAUGUUAAUAUUAGUGUUCAACCGCUGGAUAUUGUAAUUAUUCCAGAGGUGCUUCAUGAAAUCACAGAAUUCAUUAGCAACUGUUUAGAUUAUAAAGGAUCACUUGUUGCUGUUGAUGUUGUCGGAGAUUCUGCUUCACCUGAAUCCUAUUCAGUUAAGAAAGAUGAUAUAUGCAUGGAGUCGAUUCUCACUGUUAAUUCAUUGCCAGUUAUUAAUGCUACAAUUGAUUCAUUUCGAAUGUUCUAUGUAUUAUCUGGACUAUCUGAAAACAAACAAAGCGUAAAAUAUCCUAAUGCUUUAAUGUUAUCGUGUGAUUUUAUUCAAGUUAAACCGUUAGUAGAAAAUUUCAUUGAAAGACCAGUAUGGUGUACCAGUGAUGAUAUUAUCCCGUCGGUGAAACAACAAUCAUUCGCCUCUAAGCCGAUUGUAAUUCCUUGUGAUAAACAAAUCAGUUUACUGGCUAAUUCUAUAAAUAUUCUAGCAGUACCUUUCAAGUUUAUGUGUAAUGUAAAGCCUGAGAGUGAUUAUAAUUCAUCUGUGUCAAAUCCUAUUGCUCAGAAUCCAGCUAAAGAUUGGAAUCGUGUAGCUUCUUAUAGUGAUAUAGAUGAUCCACUCUAUGGUUGGUCAAUUGUACAUUCAUUUGAUAUUUCUGUUAUCUUUGCACCUGCCUAUGGGAAAUAUGAAAAUUCUGAAUCAUACAUUUACGGUGGAUAUUCUAUGGAGUUUUCAAUAAUGAAUGAUUUAUUAAUAUUGGCUGACUGUGAUCUUAUCUCGUAUCUUGUACAACUCAUUCCUCCGGUCACUUCCAAUUGUCAUACACAAAAAUCAUCAUCAUCAUCGUCUUCACCACCACCAAUAACACGACAAACACCGCAACAAUCUUUAUUACCAAGUCUUUUUGAAAAAUUACUUUUCUCUAAUGACCAUGACGAUUGUUUACUGUCAACUCCUAGUCGUUUGUUUAUCACUACUCGUCAAAUUAACUUUCUUGCGUGGAAAUCAACCAAUCAAGGGGAUAUCAGUGGAAAAGAUGCUUUAUUAGCUGUAUUUACUAGCCAAAUUAGUCAACCACAUAUAAUUUUAAAUUUUGCUGGUACCGGGAAUCGCAAUGCUUCCGAUCAUUUUGAAUUUUCAAUGAAUGGUUUACAAGUAGACUGUCGACUGGGUCAAUUGAAAUCCCCGUGUUCUCAAUGUAAACCGAUUGUAAUCAAUAAAUUUAGUGAAGAAAAAUACCAGAAGGAACCAUGUAUUAUAUUUAUUCCAUGUGAAAUUGAUACAAAAGUGUUAACAUCGUCAAUGGAUAAAGUGAUGAACCCUAUACAGUUGUGCAGUUCACUGAUAUUUUGGCAUUCUGAUAAGCGUAUAGUAAAUUCAAGAACUGGUAUUAUCCAACCGUGUCUAUCUAUCACAUUUCAUCGACCUUCUCGAUCUGACUACUUAUCUACAGUUGUUAAUCCGAUGUCUAGCAAGCGCAAUCGUUUCAAUGUCUGUUUCAAAGUUGGACAAGAUCAAACGUUAUGCAUACGACCGGAUACACUUUCAGCAGUUUUAUAUUUCUGUAAAUUCUUUCAUGAAUUAUUUGAAGUUAACAGUAGUUGUCUGCCAAAUGAUGAAAUCAACAGGUGUCGUAAUAGUACAGAUUUACUGACUUCAUCAAUUGGAUCAUCAUCACCGUCAUCAUCCACUGCAAGAUUUGUUCAUCUUCUACACGCUUAUCUUGAGAAGAUUAACAUAGAAACUAAUAGUAUUCGAAUUAAAUUACAGUUUGACGAGAUAAACAACAAAGUUAUUGAUUCCCGUGUAUUAGAAUUCAAACUCAAACAUCUUUCAACUGUGAUACAAUUAUUAAACUCGACCAACUGUGAUACAUUAACAACUUCAACUGAAUAUCUUUCAAGUUUAUCUGGUUUAUCAUUAAUCUGUCGUUCAGUUGAAAGUAAUUCACUAAUAUUCAGUAAAAUAAAUAAUCGCGGUAAACCAGUAUAUUUAAUAUGGCCUAAUACAUGUCUGACUGUUGGUGGAUUAAUCAAUACAAAAUACUGUAUGCAUAAUCUUAAUCAUGAGUACUUUACCUACUCAUUUGAUAAGGUCACUAGUCAAAUUCAAUUCAAUUCUAGUCUAUUAAUCCACUUACCUAUGCAUGGUUACAUAAAUGAUUAUAUUAAGCUAAUUCUUAUGAAAGCUACUCAUAUUAUAAAAUCAAUUCAAAUUUGUAACAAGCUUUGUUUUAAAUCGUCUGUUCAAUGUUUCAAUAAAAAUGAUGAUAGUAGGUGUAUACAUUGUUCAACUGAUGAUGAUGAUUGUGUUAUAAUACACAAUGAUGAUUUGCGUAGAAACUUUACUCUGUCGAUGUCAUCAUCGACAUCCUCGAGUCAACUUAUGUCAACAAAACCUGAUGAUAUUGAUCGUGAUCAUCAUCAAUCUCAUCCAUGUUAUCCUUGGGUAUUGAAUCAAAAAUUAUGGGAACAAUCACCUUUACAAGGUCAUCGUUGGCCAUUACAAAAUGAAAUUGUCUGCUGUAAUAAUCUUUCAAAUGAUUUCAGUAUCAACGAAGAAGAUGACAAAGAUGAAGUGGAAGCCGAAGAAGAACGAUUACGUAAUCCACAAUGGUUAGGUAUAACAUGGAUGCAUCCUGAGGCGUGUAGACCGAAUUAUUUAAGAAUACUGCCUAUACCAUUUGAAUUAGUCUCGUCGAAAUUGAAUAAUAUUAGUGAUAAGUAUUCACCGAAUGGAUUUGAGCUUCAGUGUUACCUACAAUACUGGGAUCCAUUUCAUCAUUACAAUGGAAGUUUCAUAACAUACUGUUCCUUCAUUCUGAGUGAUAGUCAGAUCAAUGAAUAUGAUUUAUCAAAAGUGAAUCCAUUCAACCAAUACGGAGUUGUUCCCUCAACAGUUCAGACAUACCAACAAGUUAGUAAUUGUCAAAAUAAUGCGAACGUUUUUGGUUCUACAGCAGGCAACAUAUCAAAUUCUUACGUUGAAAAAGAAAAGAGGAAAGAUAGUGAUUCCUCGGAUUUACUGUCUUCUAAUUUACACUUCUCAGAUAAUAAUAAUACUAAUAACGCUUCAGUGCAUACAGAUAAUGCAUCUAAUCAACCAGUAUCGGCGAUUUGGCGAAUUCUUGUUGAUUUACGAAUACGUCCUGGCUCUGGCAUUAUUAAUCCUUCAAUCAAUGAAAACUUUCCCAUUGCAUUAGCUGAUUUGACACCAAUGAUUUUAAUUGGUGCUAUUCACAUGAAUACGGUGCACUAUCCAAAUAACUGUCAUCAUCCACUUGAGAAUUCUUUGAUUGUUAGAUGUCAAAUUCCAAAUAUCACAGUCUCAUUAGUUGAACAUACGCAGUCAGAACAUGAUAACAUUGGUGGUUUUGAAUUAAGUCGAUUCUGUGUUGAUAAGGUAGACUUCCUGUAUCUGUCAAAUAUGUCGUCCUCGAUGUCUGUCAACUGUCCUUCGAAUGAUAGCAUUCAUUUUCGGGCUGACAAGCAUACCCUACUAACAGCUGAUGUCAAUUGGGCAAGACUUCAACAAUCUAUUGUCGGUGAGAGUUUCUCAUGUCAUGCUUUGUGUAAUCAAAACAUGAAUAUUCUCUACAGAUCACUGAGUAUUUUUAUUAGUUCAGAUCGUUUAAUCAGUAUUGGUCUAUUGAAGCAAAGAUUACAAAAAUAUACGAGAGAAUAUUUAAGUAUUCUUGAGAUUAUGAAUAGAUCACGAAAUGAGUUGAACAUAUCAACUUGUGAUAAUGAUGAUGGUAAUUCUAUAUCAUCAAAUGAUCACUCACCUCUUGGUUGGACUAUAGUUAAUAAUACAAAUCAGUCUAUCAUUCUGGAUCAACUGCCCUUAAUCAAAUAUUCCUCUGAGGAGGGUGGUACACCAACAAUAUCCAAUUCUGAAGUUCUCAAUCCAGUGAAUAGUUUAUUCGACAUAUCAAUUAAGCCUAGAGAAUGUGUUAACUGGAGGCCGAUUGUAUUCCCUGGACCAGUUUCACCUGCGGGGCAUGCAUUUCGUAUAAAAUUACGUAUUGGAAUUAAUUCCACUGAGACUACUAAGAAAAAGACACUAAUAUGGUCUCAUCCUAUAGACUUACCUUGGCCAUUGUUGAUACGACAACAGAAUAGCGAUAUUCUCUGCGCUUUAUCUUUAAAAUGGGAGGAGACUACAAAAUCCAACAGUAAAGAUGAUAUUGAAGAUGAGAAGGAUGAUGCUGGGAUCUAUUAUCCGGAAAUAUAUUUAAUUGUCUGUUCUCCUGAACCAAUUGGCUCACCUGGAAAGGUAAGUAUGCUUGUAUGA
Trichobilharzia szidati is the source of this 9711-nucleotide messenger RNA. The record is from the annotation of a GenBank genome assembly. NCBI's taxonomy places the organism in Eukaryota, Metazoa, Platyhelminthes, Trematoda, Strigeidida, Schistosomatidae.